Messenger RNA from Cebus imitator (Panamanian white-faced capuchin), 1454 nucleotides. RefSeq names its product taste 2 receptor member 42 (gene TAS2R42). The record is from RefSeq and is a predicted model, not a curated record. Bases 1 to 945 code for a protein of 314 amino acids. Gene Ontology annotation, molecular function: G protein-coupled receptor activity. Gene Ontology annotation, cellular component: membrane. Gene Ontology annotation, biological process: G protein-coupled receptor signaling pathway; sensory perception of taste; detection of chemical stimulus involved in sensory perception of bitter taste. Lineage: Eukaryota; Metazoa; Chordata; Mammalia; Primates; Cebidae. The transcript has a single exon.
AUGGCCACCGAAUUGGAUAACAUCUUUCUGAUUGUGACAAUAGUGGAAUUCAUCAUCGGCAUGCUGGGGAAUGUGUUCAUUGGACUGGUAAACUGCUCUGAUGGGAUCAAGAAGCUAAAGGUCUUCUCAGCUGACUUCAUCCUCACCUGCUUGGCUAGCUCCACAAUUGUUCAACUGUUGGUGAUGCUGUUUAAUUCAUGUCUAAUUGGACUUAAUCCAUAUUUAUAUACCACAUAUGGAAUAGGAAAACCUGCUGGUAUGCUUUUGUACCUGAUUAAUCACUUGACAACCUGGCUUGCCACCUGCCUAAGCGUUUUCUAUUUCUUUAAGAUAGCCCACUUCCCCCACUCCCUUUUCCUCUGGCUGAGGUGGAGAAUGAACAGAGUGAUUGUUAUGCUUCUUACGCUGUCUUUGUUCUUACUGAUUUUUGAGUGUUUAUUGGUAUACAUGUUUACUGAUAUCACACUGAAUGUAACAGGUGAAAGUAAUCUGACUUUAUAUUUAGAUGAAAAUAAAACUCUCUAUGAUAAACUCUCUAUGAUAAACAUUCUUCUUAGCUUGGCCAGUUUGAUCCCCUUUUUUCUGUGCCUGGCCUCAUUGCUUUUCUUAUUUCUGUCCUUGGUGAGACACACUAGAAAUAUGAAGCUCAGCUCCUUGGGCCCUAGAGACUCCAGCACAGAGGCCCACAGGACAGCCAUGAAAAUGGUGAUGUCUUUCCUUUUCCUCUUCAUGUUUCAUUUUUUUUCCUCACAAAUGGCAAGCUGGAUAGUUUUUGUAUCAUGGAAUAACAGGUACUUAAAGUUCAUCAUGUUACCCUUAAAUGUCUUUCCCUCAUGUCACUCAUUUAUUCUCAUUCUGGGAAACAGCAAGCUGCGACAGACAGCUGUGAGGCUACUCUGGCAUCUUAGAAGCCACAUAAAAGGACCAAACCCUUCACCUUUAUAGACAGACUUUCUGGAAACUUUUCUAAGAGAAUAACUCAAUCAUGACGAUUUGGGGAUCACUUCCACUGUUUUCUUUUUUCCUACUGGGUUUCUCUAAGUAUUUUGGGACAUAACUGAAAUUUUCCCCUACCAGGCUGCUUUUGAUGACAAUUCACACAUUGCCAGUCGAUACCAUCUUAGAAGUAAUCAUUUUUGUUUGGUGCAUUGGCAAGCAGUAUUUUAGUCUCAAAUAUUAUUUCGAAAAAUCUAAAUUAUUUAAUUUUAUAUGCAAACGAUAGGUAAUCUCAACUUUUGGAGAAAAAGGUAUGUGAUUCUUUAGAAAGCAAGAUAGAUUAUAAACUUGAAUGGAUAAACGAUAUAUACAAUGUUGAUAGAAAAUCUAAUUAAAAACUAAAGUCAUAGUAGGAAAAAUAUAGCUUCGUAGCUUAAAAGCCAAGCAUUUUUUUUUUUAGACAGACUCUCACUCUGUCAUGAGGCUAAAAAGCGCAGUGGUAUUACCUUGGCUCACUA